Lathyrus oleraceus (garden pea) is the source of this 2811-nucleotide messenger RNA. RefSeq names its product probable serine/threonine-protein kinase At1g54610. Gene Ontology annotation, molecular function: RNA polymerase II CTD heptapeptide repeat kinase activity; ATP binding. The transcript has 8 exons. The record is from RefSeq and is a predicted model, not a curated record. Gene Ontology annotation, biological process: positive regulation of transcription elongation by RNA polymerase II; protein phosphorylation. Gene Ontology annotation, cellular component: cyclin-dependent protein kinase holoenzyme complex; nucleus. NCBI's taxonomy places the organism in Eukaryota, Viridiplantae, Streptophyta, Magnoliopsida, Fabales, Fabaceae. The coding region runs from base 312 to 2438 and encodes 708 amino acids.
AGCGUAGUUGUGUUCGUGUACGGGAAGGCACAGCAGAGAACAGCACACGCUUACAGUUACUUGAUAACAAAGAUUGCGAUCUUCAAUGCGCUCUUUUGCAUUACAUUGCAUUCCAACUAUUACUACUACUAGACUCACCACACCACUACAUCUCUUUCUUUCUGGAUCCAAUUCGUUUCCUUCCAGCCAUAACACAAACACCCAACCCCUUUUUCCCUUUCAAUUUUCAAUAUUUCUAUUUCAUUUCAUCUCAUCACGGAUCUAUCAUUUCCCCCAAACACAUUACCUGCAUUGCAUCAUCCUUUCAUCUUAUGGGUUGCAUAUGCUCCAAAGGAAAAUCCACUCAUGAUUUCGUCGUCCAAAAUCCCAGAGAAUUCAAGACUAAGAAAUCAUCAAAGCGUGUCGUUGUCACUAAUAGGGAAAACGAUGCAACUGCACACCUCAUCUCAAACACGUGUCGCGAUUCAUCCGAUGAAGGAGAGAAAGAAAAGGAAAUUCAUAUUGCCAAGGGAGGAAUAGGAUCAGAACAAGAAAUUAAGAAGAUAAUUAGAAGUUUCAGUGUCAAGAGCAAUGGCGAAAGAGGGCCGAUUGUUGUUGAAGGCUGGCCUUCUUGGCUCACUGCUGUUGCCGGCGAAGCCAUCGUUGGUUGGGUUCCUCGUAGAGCAGACUCUUUUCACAAAUUGGAUAAGAUUGGGCAAGGAACUUAUAGCAGUGUUUACCGAGCUCGUGAUCUCGAGACUAACAAAAUUGUUGCUUUGAAGAAAGUGAAAUUUGCUAAUAUGGAUCCUGAAAGUGUUCGUUUUAUGGCCAGAGAAAUUAUUCUUCUGCGAAAGCUUGAUCAUCCCAAUGUCAUGAAACUUGAAGGAAUUAUUACUUCAAGGCUUUCUGGUAGUUUGUACCUUAUUUUCGAAUAUAUGGAACAUGAUCUUACUGGCCUUGCAACAUUGCCUAGCAACAAGUUUACCGAAUCACAGAUCAAAUGUUAUAUGCAACAGCUUCUUCGCGGUCUUGAGCAUUGUCACAGUCGCGGUGUUAUGCACCGUGACAUCAAGGGCUCAAAUCUUCUGCUUGACAAUAAUGGCAAUCUGAAGAUUGGAGAUUUUGGACUUGCAACUUUGUUUCAGCCAUCUCGAGAGCAGCCUUUAACAAGUCGUGUAGUAACCUUGUGGUACCGGCCACCUGAACUUUUGCUUGGAGCUACAAACUAUGACGUUGCUGUGGAUUUGUGGAGUGCUGGUUGUAUUCUUGCAGAACUGUUAGCCGGAAAACCUAUAAUGCCUGGACGAACUGAGGUGGAGCAACUGCAUAAAAUCUUCAAACUUUGUGGAUCUCCUUCUGAAGAAUACUGGAAGAAGACAAAGCUACCACAUGCGACAAUUUUUAAACCUCAACAACCUUACAAACGUAUUGUUUCUGAGACAUUCAAGGAUUUUCCUUCAUCAGCACUGAGUCUCUUGGAGGUCCUACUUGCUAUUGAACCAAAAGAUCGAGGAACUGCAACUUCAGCACUUCAGAAUGAGUUCUUCACAUCAAAGCCACUUCCUUGUGAUCCAUCGACUUUGCCAAAGUACUCACCGAGUAAGGAGUUUGAUGCCAAACUUCGUGAAGAGGAAGCUAGAAGACGACGAGUAGCAAAUAAAGGACAUGGACAGGAAUUAUCUGGAAGGAGUUUUAAAGAGUCUAAGGUUGUACCAGCACCUGACGCUAAUGGUGAGCUUCAGGCUUCCAUAGAGAAGAGACGAGGGCAGUGUAAUUCAAAACGCAUCAGUGAGAAGUACAAUCCUGAAGAGGAAGGAAGUUAUGGCUUCCCUCUUGAACCUGCUAAGGCAGUAGCCCAUAAUACCUUAUCUCAUUCAGGCCAGUUAAUGCAUCCAGGUGCAUAUGGAUCGUCAUGCAAUAUGAAUUUGAAAGAGGAAAUUGUUCUUGCCGCCCCUGAUCGUGUCUUUACAUCAAAAAACUCUAAACUGAGAAAACAAAAUUCGUCCUGGCAAGGUAGCACUGCACAGUUGUCAAGAUUUUCUAAUUCAGUUGCAGUUCGAGGUGAUUCACAGCUUGAUAUGAGUAAAGACUGUAGUUUGAAUUCACAGUGGCAAGAAGAUCACUUUGAUUUGAGAUAUAGUCAUUUGACUGAUGGUGAGUCCAAUCAAAUGCUGGAUGAAACCAAAUAUUUACGCAAGAAAGACUUCCAUCUAUUGGGAAAGGAUCGCGCCAUGGGUAAUGCUCCCAAAAAUGGGCACAUAAACUAUUCUGGCCCCCUGCUGCUUCCAGAGGCUAAUUUUGAAGAGAUCCUUAAGGAGCAUGAAAGACAAAUCCAACAAGCUGUGCGCAAAGCUCGUCUGGUCAAGGACAAGAAUAAAAAGGCCGCGAGUGAGAUUGGGCAAUCUGAGACACUAGUUCACCAAAUGAGAUAUGGCAAGUCACAUAUCAAAGAGUUUUGAAACAUUUAAUUUGGAAUGAGGACACUUCAAGACAUGAUUGUGGGUAUAAUAAUGCCGAGAUAGACAUUUCUUUUGGAGACUUGUUAAAAUUUUGAUGCCGAGAGUCAGAUAUGAUGAUGACUAUAAGUAGUAAGGAUUCAAUGUAUUUCUACACAUACAAGGGACUGUACAGUAUAAAGAUCUAACCAACAAACUCGCAUAGAGAAAAUGAAAUUCAUGGGCAUUGAUUGUAUAAAGUUUUAUGGUUUAUUAAGUUAGCACACUAGUCACUUGUGAGGUCAUUUCCAUGGUAUUAUUACUUUGUACAUUUGUCAAAUUACAUUCAUUUAAUUUAUUUCAUUCAUUUAAUGUAUUGGAUAAUUGGUUAUUCAAA